UCUUCCUCUACAUGAUUCCUCGGCCUUGACUUUCAAUACAUGGCUACGCUUUAAGGAGCCAGCCCUGGACCACCGAAAAACAAGUCUGCAAUGCUCAUUUUCUGAGUUUGUUCGUUACCCCGCUCGUAGCUUUUGACCCGACAUGUCGGACAAAGAGGUCAGCGGAGGGAAGGACAGUGCCCCGGAGAAAGGGUUCAGGACCCCCGGGCUGAGAGGCGUACAGACCUCCACGCUGUUCCGAGCCUUCAACCCCGAACUCUUCAUGAAACCGAAUAAACCCGUGAUGGCGUUCGGACUGGUGACCAUCACCUUGUGCGUGGGCUACCUGGGCUACAUGCACGCAACCAAGGAAAACGACCUGCAGCUGUACGAGGCCAUCGACAGCGAGGGAGAGAGCUACAUGAGGAGGAAGACCUCCAAAUGGGACUGAUGUGUUCUAUGACUAUAUGUAUUAUAUUAAUAUGUUGUGUGUGUGAUUGAAUUAAAACUGGAUGGAAGAAAGGA
Molecule: messenger RNA, 504 nt
Organism: Pungitius pungitius (ninespine stickleback)
Lineage: Eukaryota; Metazoa; Chordata; Actinopteri; Perciformes; Gasterosteidae
Gene: smim8
Product: small integral membrane protein 8
Exons: 2
Coding region: 143-430 (95 amino acids)
Source: RefSeq, a predicted model, not a curated record